AUGUCCCACUCACAAGACUACCUCGCUCCGACAGCUCAACAACCACUCAACAAAUACAUACCACAAUCCCCUAAACCACAUUCACCGCCUCAGACACCUUCACCCGUAUCGCCAGGGAAACCUAUCUUAUCACUUCCACCACACACUACUGAUUCUCAAGACGAGAGAGGAAUGUCAACAGGUACUCCCGAAGGAUACAGUUACUCCUCUUCCCCUUCGCUUCCUAUCGUAGCAGAAGCUUCGUCCCAUAAACCAUCAUCAUCUUCACCCUUGGCUGGUAUGGGCAUAAGCUUCCCACCAGAAGCAAACCCUUUACCUACAGAACUCUACACUCAAGAGCAACCCUCAUCAUCAGAUCAUUUACCGGUCAUGAACGGACCACCUUCCCUUCAGCGACGAAGGUCAAGCGAAGGUGUCAAUUUCCCCCUGUCCAACGGAGGUGGUGUUGCAAUGUCGCAGUCACUUUCAACAGGGUCGACAUCCUCCGUAACGAAUGCCCCGUCUCAGUCAUUAUCACCUUACCCACCUUCGAUCAUCGGUCAGCUCAACACUCCCCCUCGGCCUCGUACAAUCUCUCCUCGCCACAAUGCACCCACAACAUUCGCAUCAUCUUCUUCUUUAGGUAAAUCAGGUCUGGGUGAACCGCGUGAGAGAGUACUGUCGCCGAGCAAAGUCGAUAUGGCGGGAGGCAUUUCGGAUCAGGAAUAUGGAAGUGGAACUGGCAACCAUCUAGACCCUAAUAAUCCGUAUGAUCAACCACCCAUUCUGAAAGAGAAACAGAACUGGACGUCUGCAAAUAGCGCUUUCUCAUCUUUUGGUGGAGUCGGAAGUCAACCUUACUUCCCAUUGACAGGCAAGGAGAAUCUAUUGGGAAACUCACCGACGGUACAUCCAACGAAAGUCCCCUUCAAAGACAGUGUUGGAUACUGGUUGGCCUUAUAUUUUUGUUUCAACUUGGGUUUAACACUAUUCAACAAAUUCGUUCUCGUCAGCUUUCCUUUCCCAUAUACUUUGACUGGUUUACACGCUCUGUCUGGUUGUGCCGGUACUUAUAUAGCAUUGGAACAAGGUGCUUUUACCCCAGCUCGUCUCACACAAAAGGAAAACAUCAUCCUCGCUGCUUUCUCUGUACUUUACACCAUCAACAUCGCAGUCAGCAAUAUCAGUCUGCAAUUGGUAUCCAUUCCCUUCCACCAAGUCGUUCGAGCGUCCACUCCCCUGUUCACAAUCCUUAUCACCGCUAUCUUCCUUCGUGCUAGAUUUAGUGCCUUGAAACUCAUUUCAUUAUUACCUGUGGUAGCCGGUGUAGGAUUUGCUACUUACGGGGAUUACGACUUCACUGCUUUGGGCUUGAUUUUGACGUUACUUGGUACCUUCCUUGCUGCACUGAAGACUGUAGUGACGAAUCUGAUCCAAACCGGUGCUGGUGGUCGAUUGAAGCUUCACCCUCUUGACCUGCUAAUGCGUAUGUCCCCACUGGCUUUCAUCCAAUGUGUGGUUUACGGAUGGUAUACCGGUGAACUCGAACGAGUAAGAAGAUAUGGCGCUACUCAAAUGACUAGGUCAAAGGCGAUUGCGUUGCUGUUCAAUGGCGUUUUCGCCUUCGGUCUGAAUAUCGUAUCUUUCACCGCCAACAAGAAAGCUGGAGCUUUAACGAUGACGGUAUCUGCCAAUUGCAAACAAGUCUUGACCAUUGUGUUGGCUGUGAUGCUCUUCAAUCUCCAUAUUUCACCCACUAACGGUGUUGGUAUACUACUCACUCUGCUUGGGGGUGGUUGGUACGGAUACGUUGAAUACAUAGAAAAGAAGAAGAAGACCAAAGUACUAGAACGGGCUUAA
Molecule: messenger RNA, 1839 nt
Organism: Kwoniella shivajii
Lineage: Eukaryota; Fungi; Basidiomycota; Tremellomycetes; Tremellales; Cryptococcaceae
Exons: 9
Coding region: 1-1839 (612 amino acids)
Cellular component (GO): Golgi apparatus
Molecular function (GO): antiporter activity
Source: RefSeq, a predicted model, not a curated record